AUGCUUCAAUUCCUGUGCCUUCUCGUCCUCUGUGGCCUGCUGACCCAGAACGUCCAAGGCAAUGGCUUUCCUAUGGCCCUGACCAACCUCAGCCCUGAGAUGCUUCAGCAGUUGCUUUCUCAACGGAUGAACUCCCAGGAAUGGGCGGAUCAUCUCCAAAGCUUGCCCCUUGAAGACCUGGUCAAAAAUGGCAUCAAACAAGGCAGCGGUGGGGGAGGCUUUCUGUCGGGGAUCCCUCUCGUGGGGGGCUUGGUGAACAACGUGGUAGGCGGAGUCCUCGGACUGAAAAUCAAGGAAGUGUCGCUUCUCCAGCUUGAUAUCAAAUUCGACAAAUCUGAAUUCAGGUUUAUUGUGACCAUCCCAGCCGAUGUAGAGGUGGAGGUGAAAUGCCCGCUCAGCUUGAUGGGCCGGAUUUUUCACCUGAAGCUGCAUCUGGACAUUCAAGUCGGAGUCCGGCUGGUCAAACACCCUGAGACUGGCCACAUUAAACUGACCAUUGAGAACUGCCGCAACAAUCCUGGCCAUCUUAAAAUCGCGGUCCUCGAAAAAUUCGGUCCUCUGUUCCACUUGAUCAACAAGGUUGUGGCACUGGUGACCAGCAUCCUGGAUAAGACGCUCCCUCAUCUCCUACAGAAGGAACUCUGCCCGCUGGCGAAUGGUUUAGUGCAAGGCGUGCUGGAUCUGCUUCAAGGUUCCAUGGAUGAAAAAAUGUUCCAUAUGUUCCCUGGGUCAUUCCAUCUUUAUGAAGACAGCUUGCAGCUCGUUUAUGAAGGUCAGAACCCCGGAGGACAGAGCAUCAUGAUCCCCCCGGACUCCCACCCGCUUCCUUCCAUUCCCCUGGACGGAUCUCCCAUGAACAUGGUCUUGAGCAGCAACUACCUGGAGUCGGCUUUCCAGGCCCUCCUGCCUCCCCGGGUCUUCAACCUCGGCGGCCAAAGCGAGUGCGCUGUCCUUGUGCACCAGAUAGCAGCUGUGGUACGGAAGGUCUCCCAUAUUCAGGCAGUGCAAAUAACUACUGGGACCCCCUCGCUCUCUCUGAGUGUUGGAAAGAUCCAGCUGUGGCAGCCUAUUGAAAUCCGGGUCUACACAGAGCAUCCAGCAGGCGCUUACGGGCCCCUUUUUACCAUCCGUCUUAAUAUCGUUUGGCUGGCUCAUCCUUCUCUCGACGGUGGGAAACUGAUCUUCACUCUUCACAGUCCACGAUUGGAGAAUCUUAGCCUAGUAGGCUCAGCAGCUGGAAACUAUGAUGUUCAGCAUCUGACUGGCCUGAUCCUACGAGCGGUGUCUGCCUGCCUCUUGCCACAUCAAAACCAGAUGCUGGCUGAAGGAAUCCCAGUGCCCUUGGUGCAGGAGCUGGGCUUGACCUCUCAGAAUAUCGCUGCUGGCAAGGUACGACAGUUGGCCCCUUUUCUGGAACACCGCGACUUAGCAAUACUGAUCUGA
Molecule: messenger RNA, 1443 nt
Organism: Heteronotia binoei (common prickly gecko)
Lineage: Eukaryota; Metazoa; Chordata; Lepidosauria; Squamata; Gekkonidae
Gene: BPIFB1
Product: BPI fold containing family B member 1
Exons: 15
Coding region: 1-1443 (480 amino acids)
Molecular function (GO): lipid binding
Source: RefSeq, a predicted model, not a curated record